UAAGGCUGCACGCAAGUGUUCUAGAGUCCGACCUGCCGGAUGGCUGCGUUGCGCUGAGCCAAGCACAGCUUAUAUUCACCGUGGGUAAUGACGGUGCUUAUCAGAUAAAAAAUCAGUGGUCAGAUCAUUUCCCUUCGGCCGAACGCACUUCGGAAAACGACGGUGUGGAUCAGGAUUAUAUUUGCUUGUUGACCACAAGACACUGCCGGUUGUGAGCAUGGAAGCUCCAACCAUUAUAUGCCAGGCCCUGAAGGAGCAAGGUGUGCAGUACAUGUUCGGCGUGGUCGGCAUCCCCGUGAUGGAGGUGGCUGUAGCGGCCCAGCAAGUCGGAAUGCACUACAUCGGGAUGCGCAACGAGCAGUCGGCGGCGUACGCGGCACAGGCGAUAGGCUUCCUGACGCAGCGGCCGGCCGUCUGCCUGGCAGUGUCCGGACCGGGUGUGCUGCACGCGCUCGGCGGCCUGGCCAACGCCAAGGUCAACUGCUGGCCACUGAUCGUCAUAGGUGGCGCCAGCGACGCACCGCAAGAGGGCACUGGCGCGUUCCAAGAGUGGCCCCAAGUAGAGGCUUGCCGGCCGUACUGCAAGUAUGCCGCCCGGCCCCCAUCCGCUCAGCUGAUACCUUACCACGUGAUGCGUGCGGUCAAGGAGACUACAUUUGGCAGGCCUGGCGCAGCGUACCUGGACUUCCCCGGGGACCUGCUGCAGCAGAGCGUGCCAGAAGCGGAGGUGGAGUGGUACGGCCGGUUGCCGCCGCCGCCGCAGGCACUGGCCGAGCCGGCGCAGCUGGCGGCGGCCGUCGCCCUGCUCCGUGCCGCCGCCCGACCGCUCAUCAUCGUCGGCAAAGGGGCGGCGUACGGCCGCGCUGAGGCCCCGGUCCGGCGUCUGGUGGAGACGACCGGCCUGCCGUUCCUGCCCACGCCCAUGGGCAAGGGCGUGCUGCCGGACGAUCACGCCCAGUGUGUCUCGGCCGCCCGGUCCCUGGCGCUGGCGGAGGCGGACGUGGUGCUGCUGCUGGGCGCGCGGCUCAACUGGAUGCUGCACUUCGGCCGGCCACCCCGCUACACUGCCGCCUGCCAGUUCAUUCAGGUGGACAUCUGCCCGGAGGAGUUCCACACCAGCCGUCCGGCGGCGGCCGCCCUGUUCGGCCAGGUGGCGCUGGUGGCCGACCAACUGACUGAGGCGUACGGCGCGGGCGGGCGGCCCGACCAGCUGGCGCACUGGUGGCGGCGCCUGCGGGACAAGGCUGCAGCCAAUCAGCUGGGCGUCCAGGCCCAGAUUUCGGACCACUCUGUGCCGCUGAACUACUACGCGGCUCUCCAGUGCGUGCAGGACAACAUACCCCAAGACAGCAUCAUCGUCAGCGAGGGCGCCAACACCAUGGACAUCGGCCGCACCCUGCUGCUGAACCGGCUGCCGCGCCACCGGCUGGAUGCGGGCACCUUCGGCACUAUGGGCGUCGGACUAGGCUUCGCCAUCGCUGCUGCCACCUAUUGUCGACAGGAGAAGCCAGAACAGCGUGUCAUCUGUGUAGAGGGCGACUCGGCGUUCGGCUUCAGUGGGAUGGAGGUGGAGACCAUGUUCAGGUACCGUCUGCCGGUGAUCAUCAUCAUCAUCAACAACAGCGGCAUCUACUCCGGCAUGGAGCGGCCGCUCUGGGACGAGAUCACCGCAGGGGGCGAGACCACGCUGAGCGCUCCGCCGACGUCGCUGCUGCCGGACUGUCGCUACGAUCGGAUGACGUCACUAUUCGACAGCAGCGAGCAGCCUUCCGGUUGGAGCUGCAACACUAUCCCUCAGCUGGUCUCGGCCCUGCGGGCAGCUCUGCAGCUCACCGACCGGCCGGCCAUCAUCAACGUCAAGAUCGACCCGCUGUCGACGCGCCGGCCUCAGGCGCACGACUGGCUGACCCGGGCCAAGAUGUGACCUGGUCCGGAGCCGGCCGCCGGUGGCGCCGCCCAGCGGUGACGCGGCCGCGGCCCUCACGCCGGAGGUCACGCGCCAGGGGUGGCGGCGCAUCCUCGUCAGGGUUACGCCCUUGUUUGCCCCGCCGCGUCGGUGCGGCGCAGGGCGUCGCGAUCACGAGAGUGGAGGGCAGGGCUACGCCCUGGGACCUUUUAACCUCGAUUGAGCGGCUAUGAAUGUAUCAGGAAUAUUAUGGGCUGUUUUUUACCUCGAAAGGUGCACUAUCUGUAUUGUUAUUGAGUCAUGCAUGCCAGCGCCUUGGACAGUGCUUGAAGGUCGAAUCGAAUAAUAAAGGGAAAACGCGGGACCAGCUGUCUGUGAGCAGCGCGUGUAUGGAGCCGAGCUUGAACUUGUUUGUUACAAAUGAACUGUGAUCGAUGAUCAGUACCUUGGCGUGUGUUAUGCAAAUCUUGUUCACUCCUGGGCCGCUUCCCGCACUAGUCGUUACAGAUGUAGAUGAAAGGGGCGUAGUAGCUAAGUGGCUACCGCCUAGGCCUCGCAGCCGAAGGGCCUGGGCUGGAAUCCCGUCCGCGCCAUGGCCCCUGAGCGUUAAUAUGGCCCCUGCAGUGGCGGGCGACCCGUUCAAGGAUCGCGAUGACAUGCUUCGUGUUCCCUUAAAAAAUCUGACGUGUAUAUUGACGCCAAUGCUUGAUGCGUUGUGUGUCAAUAAUUGUGUAACUUUAUCGUAUAGCACACAGGUUUGAUAGGAUACCAUGACGCUCUUUGCACGUGAUGUGUAUAUACGUUUUACGGAGGAUUUAAAUGCUGUUAAAUUUGUGAGAUGAAAUGUUUGAAUGUAUACGAUAUUGUUGGUACUGGACAGAUCUUCAGAUAAUAUACGUCGGUU
Messenger RNA from Pollicipes pollicipes, 2810 nucleotides. It is a transcript of the gene Hacl, whose product is annotated as 2-hydroxyacyl-CoA lyase. Gene Ontology annotation, biological process: fatty acid alpha-oxidation. The coding region runs from base 218 to 1924 and encodes 568 amino acids. The transcript is spliced from 14 exons. Gene Ontology annotation, molecular function: magnesium ion binding; catalytic activity; thiamine pyrophosphate binding. The record is from RefSeq and is a predicted model, not a curated record. Gene Ontology annotation, cellular component: peroxisome. NCBI's taxonomy places the organism in Eukaryota, Metazoa, Arthropoda, Thecostraca, Pollicipedomorpha, Pollicipedidae.